Messenger RNA from Fibroporia radiculosa, 1803 nucleotides. RefSeq lists its product as uncharacterized. The transcript is spliced from 8 exons. Bases 1 to 1803 code for a protein of 600 amino acids. Lineage: Eukaryota; Fungi; Basidiomycota; Agaricomycetes; Polyporales; Fibroporiaceae. Gene Ontology annotation, biological process: ribosome biogenesis. Gene Ontology annotation, cellular component: nucleolus; Noc4p-Nop14p complex; small-subunit processome. The record is from RefSeq and is a predicted model, not a curated record.
AUGACGGCAUCUCGGUCGUAUCUCCCCAGUUCGUCUAAGAAACGUAAAUCAAGCAAUGACGAUGCUAUAGCUCGUGUCCGACAACUCGAGAGCCGCCUCACUUCUGCUCUCUCUGAAAAUGCUUCCCUCAAUCCCUUAGCAGACCUUCUCGAUAUCGCUUUGAAUGCGGAAGAUUAUGGGACACUGGUCAAGGCUAUAUAUGCGCUGUACAGGGUCUUUGUUCUGAUAAUUUCUGGUGGUCUACUCCUUUCUCAAGACAAGGCUGAUCAAGAUCAUCAAACCGUCAAAAUAUGGCUUUCAGAUAGACUCAACGCGUAUGUCGAGCUGCUCUGUGGGCUGCUGAAGGAUGAAGAGGCUACUGUACGGACAUCCGCUUUGCAAAUUUUGUUGUCAUUACAGAAGCAUUUAUCAGCUUCUCUGACUCGUUAUACACUCAGUGAGACAGUGUCUCAGCCACAGUUCCAUAUAUCACACUUUCGAAAAAUCGUCAAUGCACUCCUGAAGUGUCCACCCUCGCGACGACAAUCAACCACUAGCAAAAAAGCACGAACCGUGGGCAGCCCCGCACAGGAUAAUGUUCUGGAAGCGGAUGUCAGGCAUACAUUUGUGGAAUCAUGGCUAAGCGUCCAUGAUGAUAUACGAUGGUUUUUUCUGAGGGAGGCAGGAAACAUAGUAGCAAAUCAGUCGAUGAGCGAAGAUUCUUGUGUCCCACAGAAUCUAUUGGCCAUCCUUGAGGGUCUCACUACAUUCCCCACUGAACCCUCAGAGCUGAACGCCUGGUGGGUAGAAGAGCUUGGUGUUCGUCCUCCCAAGCACAAAGUAUCUGGAGAAGAAGAAGAAAAUGAAGAUGUGGAGCACGCAAAAGUUGACGCUGAGGACGACUGGCGGACAUUUUUUGACCAGGAACCAACAGCAUCCGAUGCGACCAAGUCAAAAAUACCAACUGCUCGAGUGCAUACUCUGACUCUUCAUCAAUCUCUGCAUUCUCUGGCUUCUCAUAGGGCUGUUUUCACGCGUACAUGGCUUGCGCUACUCCCACGGCUCUCUGCGCAAUCCUCAGAGUCUAGGACCUACUCGUUGCGAGUAUUGAACAUUCUACAUAGAGGCGUGAUACCCCACCUGACCCGACCAGUAUUGGUCAUGGACUGGGUUGCCUCAUGCGUAGACUACGGGGGAACUGUCGGACUUCUCGCGUUAAACGCGCUCUUCACUCUGAUGAAAGAAUAUAACCUUGACUAUCCAUCAUUCUACACCCGGUUGUAUACAUUCAUUGACCGAGAUGUCCUACAUCUAAAACAUCGCGCACGAUUCUUCCGCCUGACAGAACUGUUUCUUAGCUCUACGCAUCUACCGGCGACACUAGUAGCGGCAUUCGUGAAGCGACUCUCGAGGUUGUCUCUCAAUGCCCCCCCAGCGGCGAUUAUCAUGAUCAUCCCUUUCACAUAUAACCUACUCAAAAGGCACCCCGCUUCCAUGAGCAUGAUUCACCGUGGGGACUCAGCAGACUCGAACGUAUUUGACAUGAGCGAGCCCAACCCCACGCUAUCGAAUGCUCUCGACUCUUCUUUGUGGGAACUCUACACGCACAAAAGUCACUAUCAUGCUGCCGUAUCGACCCUAGCGUGCAUCUUCGAAGAAGCUUUCACACGACCCGCAUAUUCAAUGGAAGACUUCCUGGACCAUACGUACGGCACGCUGUUUGAUACUGAAGCCCAGCGGCGGAUACGAAAAGACCCCGCAGUAUCAUUGGACUCGCGUCCGGGCGCCGAAGGCGACAUCGUCUCUGAUUUGUGGGACUUCUAG